Molecule: messenger RNA, 1725 nt
Organism: Zophobas morio
Lineage: Eukaryota; Metazoa; Arthropoda; Insecta; Coleoptera; Tenebrionidae
Product: zinc finger protein draculin-like
Exons: 2
Coding region: 80-1603 (507 amino acids)
Biological process (GO): regulation of transcription by RNA polymerase II
Molecular function (GO): DNA-binding transcription factor activity, RNA polymerase II-specific; RNA polymerase II transcription regulatory region sequence-specific DNA binding
Source: RefSeq, a predicted model, not a curated record
AAUUGACCUAACCUAAAAAUUAUGAUUUAUAAAGUCGCUUUCACGUUCGAGUCCAUUUUAAGAAUGGUUAUUAAAAAACAUGAUUAACCAGAUGUCGACGUACACCCACUCUGAAAAGUUUUACAACAUGAAAUCUUUGUCUAGUAUUGUUCAGAAAUGCCAGAUUUGUCCCUACUUCACAACAUCAUCGUUCUUUAUGGAAAAUCAUGCCAAACGCAACCAUUCUUUAAUGAUGCAUUUCAGCUGUGAUGACAAUGUAGAAACUUAUUGCUGUCAUGACUGCAACUUCCAGACAGAUUUUAUUGUCACUUUGAAGAAACACAUUAAAGAGUGUCACUCAAGUGAAAAAAACAACCUUCAGCCAGAUAUUAAUUACAGUAUUCACAACUACAGUUGUAAAAAUUGCGAUUUCGAAACUUAUACCUCAAUUAAACUUCUUGAGCACACUACAGCUUGUCAACGAACCACCAAUUUAAAAUUACACACAACUGGAAAACAUCUACAAAAAAUUUGCUGGUAUAUGUGUGAAAAAUGUACCUACAAGGCCAAAAGAAAAGCUCAUUUAAGUAGACAUGUCUACCUCAAACACACAGACAAAAAGGACAUCAAAUGGCAGAAGUGUGAUCAUUGUCCAUAUGUGACAAAAACCAUAGAACGAUUAAGAUUACAUAUAAGGAACAAACAUUUGGGUGAUAAAACCCAGUGGUAUCACUGUGAUAAAUGCUGGCACAAAACCAAAUAUAAACGUGGAAUGAAAGCACACAUGAGAAAUGUACACAAUGAAAAUAAACCAUUCAAAUGUAAAAAGUGUUCGCGCACUUUUCAAAAUCCGGACAGCUUGAGAAGACACACAAUUAACAAACAUACGGACGAUGACAAGAUUCAGUGGCAUCAAUGUGAACAAUGUCCAUACAAAGCUAAAACCAAGUCAAGCUUGUGGAAACACAUAAUUAAUAUACAUGAAGAUGGCAAGAAAUAUCGUUGUGAUUACUGUAGAUACAAAUCAUGUAGUUCGUUUGAAGUAGAAGAACAUAUGAACACUAAACAUUCACAGGCCAGUGAAGUUAAGUGGUAUCAGUGCACAAAAUGUCCACAUAAAUAUAAAACUAACGGAUCUUUAAGACGUCACCUGCGCAAGCAGCAUAAAGAAUUCUCUGGAAAGUAUCAGUGUGAUCAGUGUGAUUUUAAGACGACAAGUGCGCAAAUUUUAAAAGACCAUAAAAAUUGCAAACAUGUAAGUGACACUGAAGCUGAGUGGUACCAGUGUGAGGAAUGUCCAGCUAAAUAUAAAAUUAAAUCGUCUUGGAGACAACACAUGUACUUGAAACAUCCAAGUGGUAACAAGUAUCAGUGUGAUCAAUGUGAUUAUAAGGUGAAUUGUUCGCAGUGUUUAAAAGACCAUGUAAAUAACAAAAAUGUAUGUGACAGUGAAGCUGAGUGGUAUCAGUGUGAAAAAUGCCCAGUUAAAUAUAAAAAUAAAUGCUCUUUGAGGCAGCACAUACGCUUGAUACAUCCAGGUGGUAAGAAGUUUCAGUGUGAUAAGUGUGAAUUUAAGUCACGUUAUCGCCGUCCUCUAGAAAAACAUAUAAGUAGCACUCAUUGAUAUAAUUAACGUGCGACAAGUGACCUUAUGGAAUUAAUAUGGUUAUAAAUACGUAGAAAUGAAUUUAUUUGUAAAUGGUGGAAAGACAUUUGUAAUUUUCUACAAAUAUACAAUAAAACAAU